CGCGCGCCCGUACAGAUGUGUCGUGUUUAGUGAACAUACCGUGAUCUCCGACCAUGGGGCCCCAGUUUGAGUAUUGCCUACGUGCCACCAAUAAUCCGUCGUAUUUCGCGUUGCCGAACAAGGAUGUUACUGACAGCGCGGAGUCUCAAGGCUCUUCCGAGCCGUGUUCCCGGUCAGCUCCCGGUCGCGUCUGGCCGGAUGCUGGCCGACCAUUCAGCUCUCCGCGCCGCAGGGAGCCGGAGAGUCCCCGCCGAAAAGAAUUCAGAGCUUUAUUAAGAUCCUUAUCCGCGCGAGAACCAGAACAAGCCGAGGCGUUCUUGAAGGGACAACCGAGACCAGGGGACUGUGCUCCUGGAGACAUGAGACACACGUUUACCGCUCCGCGUAUCAAGAAGGGCAAAAUAAGCACCACGGUCGUGACAAACGAUGGUCCACAGGAGCGCGAAGAAGUAUUCUACACAAUUCCCCUUCAGGGUAGGAGAAGACACUCGGUUGGAGGAUACCUGGCCACUGGCGCUGCAGGAGCUGGAGAGGUGACCGCAGUACCAAGCGAAGUGCCAAGGAUGCCACCACCAAGAUUCAACCAAAAAGAAGAAGACACCAUCAAAAGAAGGAGACCAAAGAAUUUCUCGUUUAAAGAAAUGGAAGACAUCUCAAUAUUGUGGAGCUCUGGAUCCCCCGAGAGCGCGCUGUGGUCAGACUACUUGGUCGCAAGCUUCGAUAAGAUUAUGUCGCAACGAGCUAGACAUCAUUACAGGGUAACAUCCAUAACUGCGGAGGAGUUGCUUGCUGCGGACGCUCAAGAGAAAAUAGAGAAGCUAACUAAGGCACAGUUACAAAUAGUGAUCCUGUGCCCAAUACUGGCUACCAAGUUGGCAGAUUUGAAAAGAGAUGUCAACGGUGACAGUCUAUUCAAAGCAGAUAAGGUGUUGGUGAUGUUGCUUGGUGUCGAGAAGAAUUCUAUCAUUGCCAGUAAUUGUGAAGAUUAUCCGACUAUCGACCACUGGCAAAUGAUGUCGGUACGAGAAAAAGACACGUCUUUCGUGGACACAUUCCUAACAGCCGCAGUCGGGAUCCUACGCACCAAAGACUGCAAAGACACUGCCACAGAUAAAACUAGUUUUUCCAUCGUCCCGAAGAAGGUUAAAAUUGGACAAAGUCGAGUGAUAGCGCUCCUCAACGACCCCAUUAGAGACGAAGAUAGCAUAAAGAUAAUGGUCGACAAGAAAGGCGAGGUCAUCAACAUACCCAGCUUCAAAAAGAGGAACCCCUACACGCUUCAGUUUGAUAUUCCAGAGUCCUGCUUAGAAGUGUCUAUGCUCGUAUGGGUGCGUGUGAGCAAAAACGGUCAGUCGCUAGGACGAAGACAAAUAAAAUGCGAAAGCAGACUUCGGGAACUAGAUCAACUGUUGAGAGCAUCUGACCACCCCCUGGAAUUCAUGUGCCAAACCCUGGGAUUCAAAACAACAAGUAAAGAACAAUUGGACAGUUGGAUGCUAAACGCUUUCCAAAAGAACAUACCCCCUCACUUCAACCUCCUAGCAUCCACUGAACAGUUUAACCCGAAAGCUGACAUGUCCAGUGGAGAAGAAUAUCCUACGUUACUGCAUUGGGCGGCCCGGUUUGGUCUGGAGCGUCUAUGCUGGCAGUUACUGGAAUGUCCCGGCGGUGGCGCUGCGGUCGCAUUGCGCAACGUACGCCAGCGCACACCUGCAGACCUCGCCCGGGACCACAAACACUAUGCACUUGCCGACGUACUCGCCGACCACCUUAAAAUAAAUGAAUUCUCCAACAUGUACUACUAUUUGAAAAACAUGUCGGACAACGACAAAGAAGAGAGCCAGGACGAAGCUAAACAAGACGAGCUACGAAUUGUCGAAACAUGUGACACCGUUGACUCCCCAGUACGGGAACAACAUAGAAACAGCGCAGAUGCCACCGAUCCAUUCAGCGAAGCAUGCACACAGAACUUAGAGAAAAAUAUCGAAAAGUCAGACGAAUUCGACAAAAAGCAACGGCCGAAUCUGAAGCUUCCGAAAAUUAAGGAACAGUUCUACCAAAACGAAUUCCCCAUCCAUGACAACACUGUGGACAGAAUCCAACAAGCCCUCGAACACGAUUACUUAGUUCAACCUUCCAACAUUAAAGUAGAAAGCCCUAAGUUUAGACCAAAUAACUUGUACGCGAAUAGUUCACGGCUGAUGCCGCAACAGUCCGACAUAUUUCUGUACUCGCCCACCGAAGAAUCAAAGACUUUUAACAUUGACACUCCUACUAGUGAUAUAAGCCAAAUAAAUCUAAAUACCAAAGAUGUUCGCAGCAGCGGUAGUGUUAAAUCAGGGAAGGAAAGUUGUCCCUUGACAGGUCAAGAGGAGUUAGCAGAAAUAAUAAAUGACUUCAAAAAUAAUGUUUUUACGAUAUCUGAAGUAGAGAAAUUGGUGAUGGAAUGGAAGAACAGGAACGAGACGCAACAGUCCCUUAAAGAGAAGCAGGAACAGUUGAACAAGAUGAGAGAAGAAUACGAUAGGAUUCAACUGAAAAUAAAAGACAACAUGAAAAGGCCAACGCCGUUCGAGAGGGUUAAGAAAAUGUUUUCUAAGAGCAAAAAUAAACACCACCAACAUGAAAACAACAAUGGUACUAUUGAAAAACGAAAUGGAAAUACUCGACCAAAUAGCAGUCUGAGUGAAAGUUCAUCAUCAUCCGGGCGCCUAAGUACUGUCAGCGGAGGUAGCGUGGCGGAGACCAACAGCGUCCAAUCCGAGAUUGAUGACAAAGCUCGGUCUAUUAUAUCAUCCAGCACAUUAACGAUGCACUCGGCGUGUGACGGUGAGAACAGAAUGGACGACUACUUAAUCCCACCGCCUCCACGUCCGCUGAAUGGAUGUCCGCAGUUCACUACGUUUGGACACCCUAAACAUGAUAACAGAAAUCAGCACAUGGCGACGAUAGUCGAGCGUGAAACGUCAGCGUCCCGUGAGACUCUCGACUGCGACGCAGACACGCGCAAUGGCACGCACUUGCGACUAAACUUCGGAUCGCGCGACCGGUCGCUACCGACAAGUCGCUGCGACGACCGUGACGGCGCCCACAUGUACAUGAACAUAUCUGCCACUCACACGUAAUAAUUAUAUUUAGCUUUAUUCCAACAAAUGAUGACAAUCGUGUAUUUUUUAGAAAAACAUUCAUGUAAAGUGUGGGUCACUCGGUGAGAUUAUAAAAUGUUGACAUUCUGAAAUAGAAUUCACUAUUUCUCGUGGGCGUUGCGUUAAUCUACAUUUUGGAUUCAGAGACCGUGCCAAAUAAUGUAAAGGUUUUCUAGAACCACCUCUAAUGUUAUAUUACAUAGCAACUAGAAAAUCUGAAACUAACUAAAGGAUUAUGUACCAUCAUUUGAAUAGUUUGAUUUUCCAUUAAAAUGUAUGAAGACUGAUAAGAUGCAUGUAAAUAUUGUAUAUAUUUUUUAAUCAUUUAAACGUAAUAUUUAUAUUUAUUGUCGUUGUCGAAUAAAAGUAGAUACGUAAUAUUUUAAAUAGUACAAAACAUAUUCAUUGUUUAGUUAAUUUAGGCAAAAUUAAGUUAUCAUUAUUACUAAGCAUUUACAUAAAGUACAUUUAGAAGAAAAUACUAGCAUAUGAAAAUAUUGACAUCUUAUUCAAGAGAUCUGCUUUUGAGUUCAUUUUUAGUAAAUACUUUUGUAUUAUCGUCCAAGAUGCAUU
This is a messenger RNA of Spodoptera exigua (beet armyworm), 3719 nucleotides long. The record is from the annotation of a GenBank genome assembly. NCBI's taxonomy places the organism in Eukaryota, Metazoa, Arthropoda, Insecta, Lepidoptera, Noctuidae.